AUGCUUCUCACGCUAGUACUGUGGAUCGACUCACAACUCGAGCAGUACAGGAACGCGGUGGCGGUCAACGGUGUAAAUGGGACAGCAACAAGAAACCUGAUUUCGUCACGAUUUACUCCAGACAACCUCGAGCUACACAACCGCUCAGCGAGAAAAGAUGGAGGCAAUGACGCGUUCCUGUCGAGGCGCGGCUGCCCAUCAAUCGACCCGAAUGUGUGCGACUACGCCAGCAGAGUGCACUUCUUCCCGGCAGCGCUGAAGGAGAAGCUCAAAGGCUACAUCUGCAACACAUUCGGUGGCAUCAAUAGCAAGUAUACCUCCACAUGA
Molecule: messenger RNA, 327 nt
Organism: Phytophthora sojae
Lineage: Eukaryota; Oomycota; Peronosporomycetes; Peronosporales; Peronosporaceae
Exons: 2
Coding region: 1-327 (108 amino acids)
Source: RefSeq, a predicted model, not a curated record